Molecule: messenger RNA, 510 nt
Organism: Pistacia vera
Lineage: Eukaryota; Viridiplantae; Streptophyta; Magnoliopsida; Sapindales; Anacardiaceae
Product: secreted RxLR effector protein 161-like
Exons: 1
Coding region: 1-510 (169 amino acids)
Source: RefSeq, a predicted model, not a curated record
AUGUUUGAUGAGUUUGAGAUGACAGAUUUAGGUGAAAUGGCUUACUUUCUCGGGAUGCAUGUUUAUCAAAGCACAACUGGAAUUUUUGUUAAUCAAGAGAAGUAUGUAAUUGAAGUUCUAAGGAAAUUCAAUAUGGAGAAUUGCAAAUCAGUGGACAUUCCACUAGUUCCUAAUCAAAAGCUGUCAAAGGAUGAUGAUGCAGAAAGUGUUGAUAAAGGGCAGUAUAGGAGCUUGGUUGGCUGCUUGCUAUACCUAACAGCAACCAGACCUGAUAUCAUGUUUGCUACAAGUUUGCUGUCCAAGUUUAUGAAUCAGCCCAAGGAAACACACUUCAAAGCUGCAAAAAGAGUGCUAAGAUAUGUAAAAAGGAGCACCAACUUUGGAGUGUGGUUUAGGAGGUCAGAAAACUUUGGAUUAAUGGGAUUUUCUGAUAGUGAUUGGGGUGGUUCUAUGGAAGACAUGAAAAACACUUUAGGGUAUGCUUUCUUCCUGAAUUAUGGUGCAAUUUGA